Messenger RNA from Nylanderia fulva, 1090 nucleotides. RefSeq names its product homeobox protein DBX1. The record is from RefSeq and is a predicted model, not a curated record. Gene Ontology annotation, molecular function: DNA-binding transcription factor activity, RNA polymerase II-specific; sequence-specific DNA binding. Gene Ontology annotation, biological process: regulation of DNA-templated transcription. Lineage: Eukaryota; Metazoa; Arthropoda; Insecta; Hymenoptera; Formicidae.
AUGGCACAGUCUGUCUUCUAUCAUUCACUUUUAUGCUGUUCUGCAGCUUUCUUGAAUAUUUUUCCGAAAGUAAUAAUUCCUUGUUAUGAAGUGAUUUGAAUUCCACAUAGUCAAACUAUUUUUUUUUAUCAAAGGUGCAAUUAAUGUAAUUCCACAUAAUAAUAAUAUGAUAAAGAGUGAACAGUUGAGUGAAGAGUUCAAAUAAACAGUGAAGAAGUUGUUAUUCAUAAAUAUCGCUAAAACUUAUUUAAUACUAGUAUUUAAUAAUAUUUUUAAUCAUAUAAUGUAGCAAUAUAUUGGUGUACAGAGACGUAACAUAUGUAAAAUAUUAACGCAUACUUUCAAUUGGUGACGUGAGCGUAAUAAUUGAUAGUGCCAUUUGUAUUUUGAAUGAACUCGUAAGAAAGAGAAGAUGAUUGGAAUUAAUACUCAUCUUAUGAAUAACUCUAGUUCUAAACAAUUAAAGUUUGGCAUGGAUCGGAUAUUAUCAAAUGAAAUUCGCACAAAGAAAACAGAUAUUCUUAAGCCACUUGCGAUACAACUUCCGCCAAUGUGUUGCGCUUGUAUUGAAAGUUGCGGCCAAUGCAAAAAUAUCAGAGCUUGCAUGUCAUUCCCGUAUGUGCAUUCAUCAUUAUCCGAGGGCAUCACAUCUACGUCUACUGGAGUAAUGCAGUUAGCACCUUUGUAUCGGCCGGCAUCAUUACGUCCUGUACUAAGAACACCUAUAUCAUCUUCAUCCUCAACAAUGAAUUCUUCCGAAACAAAUACGCGAAGAAAAAGAUCGUGGUCCAGAGCCGUGUUUAGUUCUUUACAACGGAAAGGCUUGGAAAGAAGAUUUUCAUUACAAAAGUACAUCACAAAGCCAGACAGACGACAGUUGGCAGCGACUUUAGGCUUAACAGAUGCACAGGUCAAAGUUUGGUUUCAAAAUCGUCGGAUGAAAUGGCGACAUACAAGAGAAAGCGAAAAUGCUGCAUUGGCUGGUCCAGAUUCCACGCAGAAAGAUUUUUCGCAAAAAUUAGUUAAAUCCAACGCUAAUGACGCGACACAACAAAACGAAGAAGACGUAGAAAUCGAUGUAGAUUUAUAA